AUGGUUGGCGAAGUCCACAUCUGCAAUGAAAGCUUAACUCUCACCAACCCCACCAACAAGGCCACAACCACAACCGCACCGGCACCAUCCCUUCACCUUCCGAUCCUCCAUGCCCACUCCCUAUAUAUUCCCAUACACCCAAUCCUUCAAUUUCAGAUUCAUUUCAACCCACCAUUAAUCACACUCCAUUUCAUACUCCAACACCACAGAUUCCUCACAAUGGCCGCCACCGGAGAAACUCAGCCUGCAAAACACCAAGAAGUUGGCCACAAGAGUCUCCUUCAAAGCGAUGCACUUUACCAAUACAUUCUUGAAACCAGUGUUUACCCGAGAGAGCCAGAAUCCAUGAAAGAGCUACGUGAGGUCACUGCUAAACAUCCUUGGAAUCUUAUGACGACAUCUGCUGAUGAAGGACAGUUUUUGAACUUACUUCUUAAGCUCAUAAAUGCUAAGAACACGAUGGAGAUCGGUGUUUACACUGGUUAUUCCCUUCUUUCUACUGCGCUUGCUCUACCAGAAGAUGGAAAGAUAUUGGCCUUGGACAUAAACCGUGAAAAUUAUGAAAUCGGCCUUCCGAUCAUUGAGAAAGCAGGUGUUGCUCACAAGAUUGACUUUAGAGAAGGCCCUGCGCUUCCUCUUCUUGACCAAAUGGUAGGAGAUGUAAAAUUCCAUGGAUCAUUCGAUUUUAUUUUCGUGGAUGCGGAUAAAGACAACUAUCUUAAUUACCAUAAAAGGUUAAUUGAUCUAGUCAAAAUUGGAGGUGUGAUUGGUUAUGAUAACACCCUUUGGAAUGGGUCUUUGGUGGCACCUGCAGAUGCCCCACUUCGGAAGUAUGUUAGGUAUUACAGAGACUUCGUGUUAGAGCUCAACAAAGCCCUGGCUGCUGAUCCAAGAGUAGAGAUCUGUCAGCUUCCUGUGGGUGAUGGAAUCACUCUAUGUCGCCGAAUAAGCUAAUCACGUAUAACGGAUCAACCAAAAUAAACUUGUAAAUGAUUCACACGUUUGAUUGAUUAUUUCCUUUCUGUAAUGCGACAAUUUGCAUUCAUGUUUUAAAUUGCGUGAUCAUAAUGUUGUAUAUUUAUAUAUCAUUUAACCUUGUUGACAAAUAUGUCAUCAUACACAAUAGCAACUCUAUUUCGGUAAUUGUAUAUUGAAUUGGC
Messenger RNA from Lactuca virosa, 1160 nucleotides. Lineage: Eukaryota; Viridiplantae; Streptophyta; Magnoliopsida; Asterales; Asteraceae. The record is from the annotation of a GenBank genome assembly.